This is a messenger RNA of Closterium sp. Naga37s-1, 717 nucleotides long. NCBI's taxonomy places the organism in Eukaryota, Viridiplantae, Streptophyta, Zygnematophyceae, Desmidiales, Closteriaceae. The record is from the annotation of a GenBank genome assembly.
AUGUUCGCGCGCAAGGCGGUGGAGCUCGUGCAGGAGGUGGCGCGAUGCGACGCCGACCAAAUCCUGCCCUUUGAUGCGGACGGCGUGCAGCGAGUGCUGGAGGAGGCGCACGAGCAUCACCAACACAUGGUGCCUCUGUCGCCUCUCGAAACGCUCCUCACCUGCUCAUUCAUUCUGCGUUCCACCCUUCGCCCUGGUCUGCUGCACCUCUCGCCCUGGCGAGUGCAGGGGUCGGGAGUGGAGUGGCAGGAGACGCGGCUGGAGGACGCCACGGCCGUGAUGGUGCACCACCAGGCGCUGCUGCGCAACAAGCGCUGCCUCCUCGCCUACCUCAAUGCGCGCAUGGAUCAGAUUCGACGGCUGCGAUGGCAGCUGGGAGCAACGCUGCCACGGGCGUUGCAGGAGCGGCUGAGUGCGGGGGAGGGCGAGUGGCUGGCGCAGUACUCACAAUCACUGGGCGACUACAUGGCGGAUGCAGGGCUCGACCUCACUGUGGACCUGCUACCCCCCAAGGACCCGUACAUCGAGGUGCGCGUGCUCAAGGACGCCGGUGCAAUGUAUCUGGACGACAAAGUGGCGUACUUGGAAGCCAACACUCUCCACCUCGUCAGGAAGACCGACGCAGAACCGCUCAUUUUGAAGGGUAUAGUAGUUGAUGUAUUUCUUGGCGCCGCUUGCCUGGUUGGAGGUGAGAGAGUAAAUGUGUGUCAUUUCUAG